UGCAGAGCCCGCUGAUGAAACAAUAACUGAGAAAGAAACUACAAUGGAUGAUUGUGGGCAGGGUGGUGGUGAUGAGGUUAAAGAGGAGGAAGAUGACGAGUCGGCGAAUGGACAAGUGGAUGAGAGAAAGGUAGAGGUUGGACAAGCUGGAAACAACGAGGAAGCGACGCGAAACGAAGAACAGGGAAAGGGACCGAAGGAAGAAAGAAAAGAUGGAGAGGGAGAGAGAGUAAACGGCACAGAAAAUGAACAUCCUGAAAUCAAGGUUGAGAAACAAGAUGAAGAAAGGGAAAGCAUUGUAGAAGGGGGAGGCACUAAAAAUGUAGACGGUGUAGAAGAAGACAAGGCAGCCGGAGAAGCAGGAAAGGUGAAUGAAGACAGUCAGGCUGGGGAUACGUUGAAAGAUGACGGAACAGACACCAAGGUAGAGGAAGCAGAGAAAUCAGAGGAAUGUACAGCAGAGGAUGUUGGGAAGAGUGAAAAUGAAACGUGUGACGGAGAAAGACAGUGGAGCAGUGGAGUUCGAGAGGCAGACGACAGUAAGGAGAAAGCAGAUGAAUGUGGUGGUGAUGAUACAAGUUCAGAGAAGAGAGAGCAGAGAAAGGAAGAUGAAUCUGGUGGUGAUGGUACAAGGUCAGAGGAGAGAGACCAGAGAAUGGAAGAUGGAGCAGAGGCAGGCAAGGAUGUGAAUGGAGAGGAAAAGGAUGAUGUCAUGGAGGUUAAUGUGGAGGAGACCAUAGUCCAUGACAUAGCAAUUAGUGGAGAUGGAGCUGAGUCAGAGCACGGUGAGAAGAGUGCAGAGGUCAUGGAGAGGUCAAUGGAUGAGGUCAUGGAGAUCAAGGCAGAACAGACUGAAGUUCAUGAGCUUGCAGUCAGUGGGGUUGAAACUGAGCCAGAAUGUGUUGUAAUCAAUGGUGAAAAUGGAGAGGAAAUUACAUCUAGUGAAACCAACGGGGACAUAGUGAAGGAAAAGUCUGAACUUGAAGGCCAAGGACCUCAGCAGAUUAUUGAUGAAGAGCAGAGAGACAGUGCUGACAGAGAACAAGAGAUCGAAGAGACAAAGAUCGAGGAGAUUGUCGGCAUCACAAGAAACAGUGUGGUGGACUUGACGGAUGGAGAUGACACGGAGAGACAGAGAAAGCCGAGUUCAGAUGGGUCUGUUGAGAUGCAGGUGAAGAUGGAGGAUGAAAAAGUCAAAGAAAAAAGUGAGCUAUCUGUUGCUGAUGGCGAUGAGCAUGCAAGUGUUCUAUCAAAAGAUGACCCGAACCGACACAAUGCAGCAAAUCAAGCGACAGACGCAGGAAAAGUAUACAGGCAAGUUGAAGAGACAAGCACAGACAUUGAGCCUUUUAAUGCUGUCCAAGAGUCAGAAAGCCUAAACACCAUGCACACAAGCGGUGCUGUGACUGACGCGCCGUGUGAUUCUGGAGGCCAUGCGGAGACCAAAGGGCACAAAUACGAAUCACAAAUAUCAGUAGAUAAGGAAGAUACAAGCACAAAGGAAGGUCAGGCAAACACACAAGAGCAGGAUGGGACUGAGAAAGAGCACAAAGACCCUGUGGUCAAUGGAGAACAGUCUGGAGCUGAAAAUGUAACAUCUCCCGUGCACCUAGCGCAAGAGGAAGUCGGAGAUCUCGUGUCCAAGUGGGUGAACCUACACCAAUCCUCAAGGUAUUUUCAAACGUUCAUUGAGCCCCUAGAUGACAUAAAGGAGACCUCCUCGAAGGGUGAGGUGGAGAUGAAUGGUCAUUCGGUGAAGGGGGAGGGAAGUCAGGUCACAAAUCUGCCAGAGUCUGACACUCAGAAUCAAAUAUCUGAGAGGAAAGAGGAUAACUGCUCACCGCCAAUGAGCGCACACACUGAAGACAAACAGGAAACUGCUGUCGAGGACUUUGUUAUGGAAACUCAAGAGGAAAAAACAGAAUCUGAUGUAAGAAGCAAACAUUCCAAUGAUGAGUCAGUUCUUGCAACCAAAGACAUGUUGGAAGAGAGGCAAGAUAAAGAGAUUAGAGAUCUUAGGCUGACUGCUGAAACUAAAUAUGCUACAAACGACACAGCCAGCACGGCAACAAAGGACAGGGAAAAUCCACCUUAUGAACAAGGAGUUGUAUCAAGCAGAGUAAUCAAUCUGAUAGCCAUCACGAAAGCCAAGGAUGACUCUAAACUGGACUCUGAAUCUUCGUCUGAAUCUGCGUCUCAUGCAAAGACAGAUAACUCGGUCCACUCGGGGCAUGCCGAAGAUACAACAGAGAAAAACCCACAGCUGAGGUUUGAGGAUGUCAUGCAACAGAGUCUUAGCAGAGACAGACUGAGUGCCUUCUCAGUGGAAGACUCUCGGUUAUUUGGUCCCACCACUUAUCCAAGGCUGGCUACAGCUCAACCAGAGCAGAGUUACUAAGGUUGAAACCAGAUAUGGACCAUGACGAGCUCUUCAGACUGUCCAAUGGCUGUCGAUUAUAUGGAAGUACAGUACAAACGUGAAGGCUCUGAAAUGUCCUUUGAACAUCUUCAACCAGUUCUGAAGUUCGGACAGUAAACAUGGUUGUUUACAGUUGAAACGUCCAGUGAUUUGGUGAGAAGCCAUUUUAGUGAGAUGGUGGUAUGUUUACUCUCCGAUGGCGAUGCACUGUUUACCUAUCAUUUACGGGCAACACGCAGGGAUGUGCCGUGGCUAAGGGGAUCUAGUAUACAUAGGCUUUCACCAGUCCACUGAAAGUAGAUACCCCUGGACGCACUCAGCACAAAUAAUUUAAUUAUUCAUAUGCUUUGGCCCUCCUGCAGGUCAGCCUGGCUCACACACUUUAAAGAGCAGAGCAGACACACACACACACACACACAGACUCCCCUAAUCCAUUACACAUACAAACUCUUCCCAAACCCAGACACACAUACACACACAACGAGUUUACACACUCACUCAUCCACUCACUUCCAAGCCAGACGAACACAGACCAGACACACACACACAAAGGUCUCUCUGAGAACAUUUAAAUAUCACACUUCCCUUUGAUCAAAGGCCAGAGUAUGAAUACGAUUUUGAGAUGAAAACACUGGCUUGAUGUUGUAUGCGAGGCACAUGCAGAAUUUCGAUGAAAACGGCAUACAAUGAAUAGGUGAUUUUGUAUUUAUAUGGCACCUUCGUACAGAGAAGGGCUAUCUGUUGAACUCUGAAUCAUGGAUUGCAUAGACACUUUAUAGUUUUUCAAAUAUUGUCCACUAUGAUUAAAGUGGAUUAAUGCCUCUCAGCACAUGGUUGUAGUUUAAUGAUUAAAAUGUGUAGGCACAAAUGUUUAAGAAAUAGCCAUGUUUUACAUAAUGUAAUUGCACUUUCCAGUGGUAAUAUAUUUUCAAUUUCUGGUUAGUUUUUUUCCACAAAUAAGAUCAUCAUGGUUGGAUGACUAAUAAAUUCAUGUCAAACA
Molecule: messenger RNA, 3419 nt
Organism: Clupea harengus (Atlantic herring)
Lineage: Eukaryota; Metazoa; Chordata; Actinopteri; Clupeiformes; Clupeidae
Gene: erich3
Product: S-antigen protein-like
Exons: 2
Coding region: 44-2398 (784 amino acids)
Source: RefSeq, a predicted model, not a curated record